Molecule: messenger RNA, 1710 nt
Organism: Pipistrellus kuhlii (Kuhl's pipistrelle)
Lineage: Eukaryota; Metazoa; Chordata; Mammalia; Chiroptera; Vespertilionidae
Gene: ZMAT2
Product: zinc finger matrin-type 2
Exons: 6
Coding region: 118-723 (201 amino acids)
Biological process (GO): mRNA splicing, via spliceosome
Cellular component (GO): U4/U6 x U5 tri-snRNP complex; spliceosomal complex
Molecular function (GO): zinc ion binding; nucleic acid binding
Source: RefSeq, a predicted model, not a curated record
AGUCUUGAGCUCCUUUCCAACGGCAGACGCUCAGCUUAUUGGAGGACAAGUUUGCUUUACGGCUUCGAGGUCGCCUUUUACGACAUUUUCCGGCUUCCCAUUCACUUCGCGGUGAAGAUGGCGUCCAGCAGUGGGACGAAAAACUUGGACUUUCGCCGCAAGUGGGACAAAGAUGAAUACGAGAAGCUCGCUGAGAAGAGGCUCACGGAAGAGAGAGAAAAGAAGGAUGGAAAACCAGUGCAGCCAGUCAAGCGGGAGCUUCUCCGGCAUAGGGACUACAAGGUGGACCUGGAAUCCAAGCUUGGGAAGACAAUUGUCAUUACCAAGACCACCCCACAAUCUGAGAUGGGAGGAUAUUACUGUAAUGUCUGUGACUGUGUUGUGAAGGACUCCAUCAACUUCCUGGAUCACAUUAAUGGAAAGAAACAUCAGCGAAAUCUGGGCAUGUCUAUGCGUGUGGAACGUUCCACCUUGGAUCAGGUGAAGAAACGUUUUGAAGUCAAUAAGAAGAAGAUGGAAGAGAAACAAAAGGAUUAUGAUUUCGAGGAAAGGAUGAAGGAGCUCAGAGAAGAAAAAGGAAUUUUGAAGCUCAUCUAUCUCUUUCGACAAUGUUUGGCUCAGGAGCCUGAACUGAUACUGAGUGGUUUCCCCCUCAUCUCUCCAGGAGGAAAAGGCCAAAGCCUACAAGAAAGAGAAACAGAAGGAGAAGAAAAGGAGGGCUGAGGAGGACUUGACAUUUGAGGAGGAUGAUGAAAUGGCAGCUGUGAUGGGCUUCUCUGGCUUUGGUUCCACCAAGAAGAGUUACUGAGGCUUUCUAUGCUUGGCCCUUUGCUGGGCUUAACUUUGAGUGUGGGCGGGGUCAUUUUUUCGUGCAGGGGGAGUACUUGGGAAAGUCCUUAACUGGCAAUGGGGAGGACUAGAGGGCGGGUGUUUAUAGUUUCUCUCGACCUUGAGAGAAAGCACAGGAGGUAGAGGUAAUGCUGUGGCAUGUUCCUUUAGCCUCAGUGUAUCACCCGCAUCACAGGCCCUUUGCCCAUCUGUUCCCAAUAAAGAAAAACCUCUUCUGAGGCUGCUUUCCCAAAACUUCCCCUGCAUCUUUCCCUCUUCGUCUAUCCAGUCUUCUCCGAGCAUCCUGCAUUUAUUCUGUGUUCUGCCUUUGUUUUAAUUUUGGCUCUUGCUUGGCCUUCCACAGAAACGUUCUCUGGGCCCCCAGUUUCUAGUUGAUAUAUCCUUGACCAGCCACUCCCCACCCCCCACAGUGGUUCUCUGGCCACCGAUGCAUGCAUGUGUACUUUUGCCUGGGUCAGUAGUAUGUGCGGAUGUGUGUGCAUGAAUCUGUCACAUAGAGGGAGCCUGAACUAGAACCUCAGAGCAUUAUUGCCUUGGGGCUCGAUAGCCUUGGUUCCCUCAGUGCAUGAAAUAGGAAAUUAAAUGGAAUGAGUGUUUGGUGUGGAUUUUGUCUGUUGAGUUUUUUUAACCUUUGUUUUUCAUAUGUAGAUUGUUAAGCUAUUCCUGUUUGUUUUAUUUUAUUGAGGAUUACUCUGUUUUUGUCUUCCUUGUGAGCAGGCUCUUGGAAGAACCUGUUUGAUGCAAAAAAGAAAACGGAAAAAAACACACACCCUCAAAUGGGAGCCUUUGUGUGUCAGAGGCUGUUCAACAUGUAUAAUAAAUGGCAUUGACUGGGCCUAUUUCACAUUUGUGGAAACAUUC